AUGAGCUCGACCAUCCCCAACCAAGUCCCCGCCUGGACAUACACGGCGGGCUAUCCUCACUCCCUCAAGCUCUCCAACACCCCUCUGCCCCAGACCGCAGCCAAUGGCCACAUCCUCGUCCAGAUUGAAGCCUGUGCGCUCAAUCCCGUCGACAUCCAGAUGAUGAACAUGCCCAAGUGGAAAUACCCAUCCUUUUUAGGCGGAGACAUGCGUGAGAAGGGAACGGUGAUGGACUUCUCCGGCACCGUCAUCUCCUCCGGCUCCAUGGACAAGUUCAAAGAGGGAGACGAGGUCUUUGGUAUGACUUUCGUGCCCUUCGCUCCAGCUGGCGGUAGCUUGGCACAGGUCGCUCACUUCAACUUGGCCACCACGCCCUGCGUGAAGAAGCCUGCCAUCUGGAGCUUCGAGCAGGCUGCGGCUAUCAGCCUUGUAUGGUUGACUGCCAAGGCAUGUAUCGACAAGGUGGCGCCAUGGGUAGAGAAGAGUAGCGGAAAGCGAGUAGCUGUGCUCGGCGGCAGCUCUUCCACGGGAAUCUACAGCAUCAUCCUUGCCAAGUGGAGAGGAUGGAAAGUUGUUGCUACAUCCAGUGGAGCAAACAAGGACUUUGUCACGAACCAUCUGAAAGCAGACGCCCAUGUCGACUACACCAAGCAAGACGUCCGCAAAGGCGUGAGCGACUUCCAACCUGACGCUGUCAUCGAUUGCGUUGGCGGGACAGAGUGCAUUGGUCUUCCCUCUUCGAAGCGCUAUGUCUCCAUCGUGGGAGACAAGACGGGCAGGACUGCGAUGGGUGGGCCGUACACUUACUACGACGUCUGGCAUCCGCUGAACGCUGCUACCCAAUGGCUCCGCUGGGCCAAGGGCAACCUCGGCUUGGGCGAAGCAUACGACGUGAUCAUUCUAUCGCCGAGAAGCGACUACCUAGAGGAUGCCAUAAAGACGCUCUCAAGCGAAGAUAUCCAUAUCGACAGCGUGCACGCGUUUGAAGAUGCGAAGAAAGCUUUCGAGAGGCUCAACACAGGUCGUGCGAAGGGUAAAGUGGUCGUCAAGGUGCAGCAGGCCACGCGAUGA
Lecanosticta acicola is the source of this 1071-nucleotide messenger RNA. The record is from the annotation of a GenBank genome assembly. NCBI's taxonomy places the organism in Eukaryota, Fungi, Ascomycota, Dothideomycetes, Mycosphaerellales, Mycosphaerellaceae.